UUCAUUCGAUUAAAAUCGUACACGACCAAACCUACAAGGUCCUCUUUUUACAAGCCUCUUCUUGGGCGAUAUGAUCACAUACCAUGCGAACUCUUCCGGAUAAACAACUCGAGGGAUGUUAUAUUGCGGGACUACAAAAAACGAAUCAAGUUGGGAAGUACUUCUUGUGAUCUGUGCGUACAGGAGGAUGGCCUGGUUCAUCCUAAGCUAGGCCCUAUGUUUGAAGGUCCUAACGGUGCAUCUGUGCGGCCUAAUGGUGCUUUCUUACAAGAACUUGUUCGUGUCUUCCACAAUACAAAAAGUGUAAUAUAUCGCCUACCGGAAGGCACAAAACUUCCACCGGAUCUUGUUUGUCUGCACGAACACACAGAGCAUCACUCGAUACAAUGCACCGUACCUAUGACGCUUCACGAACUGAAUACUAAAAUCACUAGGUUUUUCCAGAAAUACGGAGAGGAGAUGACAAAAGCGGAAUUUGAGGAACGUUACCCAUUCAUCUAA
This is a messenger RNA of Desarmillaria tabescens, 501 nucleotides long. RefSeq lists its product as uncharacterized. The annotation marks the transcript as partial. The record is from RefSeq and is a predicted model, not a curated record. NCBI's taxonomy places the organism in Eukaryota, Fungi, Basidiomycota, Agaricomycetes, Agaricales, Physalacriaceae. The transcript has 3 exons.